Messenger RNA from Oryctolagus cuniculus (rabbit), 6418 nucleotides. It is a transcript of the gene GRM1, whose product is annotated as glutamate metabotropic receptor 1. The record is from RefSeq and is a predicted model, not a curated record. Gene Ontology annotation, cellular component: membrane. Gene Ontology annotation, biological process: G protein-coupled receptor signaling pathway. Gene Ontology annotation, molecular function: G protein-coupled receptor activity. NCBI's taxonomy places the organism in Eukaryota, Metazoa, Chordata, Mammalia, Lagomorpha, Leporidae.
AGCGUGGGAACGCGCCUGGCGGGCGGCGGACCGCGUCUCCAGCACCAUGGUCAGGCUCCUCUUGGUUUUCUUCCCAGCGAUCUUUUUGGAGAUGUCCCUUCUCCCCAGACACCCUGGCGGGAGAGUGUUGCUGGCGGGAGCCUCGUCUCAGCGCUCGGUGGCCAGAAUGGACGGGGAUGUCAUCAUUGGGGCGCUCUUCUCCGUGCACCACCAACCUCCGGCGGAGAAGGUGCCGGAGAGAAAGUGUGGGGAGAUCAGGGAGCAGUACGGCAUCCAGAGGGUGGAGGCCAUGUUCCACACGCUGGAUAAGAUCAAUGCGGACCCGGUGCUCCUGCCCAACAUCACCCUGGGCAGUGAGAUCCGGGACUCCUGCUGGCACUCCUCUGUGGCUCUGGAACAGAGCAUCGAGUUCAUCCGAGACUCUCUGAUUUCCAUUCGGGACGAGAAGGACGGCCUCAACCGGUGCCUGCCUGAAGGCCAGUCCCUCCCCCCAGGCAGAACUAAGAAGCCCAUUGCGGGCGUGAUAGGCCCGGGCUCCAGCUCCGUGGCCAUUCAAGUGCAGAACUUGCUCCAGCUCUUUGACAUCCCCCAGAUCGCGUAUUCUGCCACCAGCAUCGACCUGAGUGACAAAACUUUGUACAAAUACUUCCUGAGAGUUGUCCCUUCCGACACUUUGCAGGCGAGGGCGAUGCUUGAUAUAGUCAAGCGUUACAAUUGGACCUAUGUCUCUGCAGUCCACACGGAAGGGAAUUAUGGGGAGAGCGGAAUGGAUGCUUUCAAAGAGCUGGCUGCCCAAGAAGGCCUCUGCAUCGCCCAUUCAGACAAAAUCUACAGCAAUGCUGGGGAGAAGAGCUUCGACCGACUCCUGCGCAAGCUCAGAGAGCGGCUUCCCAAGGCCAGAGUAGUGGUCUGUUUCUGCGAAGGCAUGACAGUCCGGGGACUCCUCAGCGCCAUGCGGCGCCUUGGUGUUGUGGGCGAGUUCUCACUCGUUGGAAGUGAUGGAUGGGCAGACAGAGAUGAAGUCAUUGAAGGUUAUGAGGUGGAAGCCAACGGGGGAAUCACAAUAAAGCUGCAGUCUCCAGAGGUCAGGUCAUUUGAUGAUUAUUUCCUGAAACUGAGGCUGGACACCAAUACAAGAAAUCCCUGGUUCCCUGAGUUCUGGCAACAUCGGUUCCAGUGCCGCCUACCAGGACACAUUCUGGAAAAUCCCAACUUUAAACGAAUCUGCACAGGCAAUGAAAGCUUAGAAGAAAACUAUGUCCAAGACAGUAAGAUGGGGUUUGUCAUCAAUGCCAUCUAUGCCAUGGCCCAUGGUCUGCAGAACAUGCACCAUGCCCUCUGCCCUGGCCAUGUGGGCCUCUGUGAUGCCAUGAAGCCCAUUGACGGCAGCAAACUCCUGGACUUCCUCAUCAAGUCCUCUUUCAUUGGCGUGUCUGGAGAGGAGGUGUGGUUUGACGAGAAAGGUGAUGCUCCUGGCAGGUAUGAUAUUAUGAAUCUUCAGUAUACAGAAGCCAAUCGCUAUGACUAUGUGCAUGUUGGAACCUGGCAUGAAGGUGUCCUGAACAUUGAUGACUACAAAAUCCAGAUGAAUAAGAGUGGAGUUGUACGGUCUGUGUGCAGUGAGCCUUGUUUAAAGGGUCAGAUUAAGGUCAUACGUAAAGGAGAAGUGAGCUGCUGCUGGAUUUGCACAGCCUGCAAAGAGAAUGAAUUUGUGCAAGAUGAGUUCACCUGUAAAGCUUGUGACUUGGGCUGGUGGCCCAAUGCAGAUCUAACAGGCUGUGAGCCCAUUCCUGUCCGCUAUCUUGAAUGGAGCAACAUAGAAUCAAUCAUAGCCAUCGCCUUUUCUUGCCUGGGCAUCUUGGUUACCCUGUUUGUUACUCUCAUCUUUGUGCUAUACCGAGACACUCCUGUGGUCAAAUCUUCCAGUCGGGAGCUCUGCUACAUCAUCCUGGCUGGCAUCUUCCUAGGCUACGUAUGCCCUUUCACUCUCAUUGCUAAACCUACUACCACAUCCUGCUACCUCCAGCGCCUCCUGGUUGGCCUCUCCUCUGCCAUGUGCUACUCUGCCUUGGUGACCAAAACCAAUCGCAUUGCACGCAUUCUGGCUGGCAGCAAGAAGAAGAUCUGUACACGGAAGCCUAGGUUUAUGAGUGCCUGGGCCCAGGUGAUCAUUGCCUCAAUUCUGAUUAGUGUGCAGCUAACCCUUGUGGUAACCCUGAUCAUCAUGGAGCCCCCCAUGCCCAUUCUGUCCUACCCAAGCAUCAAAGAAGUCUACCUUAUUUGCAAUACCAGCAACCUGGGUGUGGUGGCCCCUUUGGGCUACAAUGGACUCCUCAUCAUGAGCUGUACCUACUAUGCCUUCAAGACUCGCAACGUACCUGCCAACUUCAAUGAGGCCAAAUAUAUCGCCUUCACCAUGUACACCACCUGCAUCAUCUGGCUUGCUUUCGUGCCCAUUUACUUUGGGAGCAACUACAAGAUCAUCACCACCUGCUUUGCAGUGAGCCUAAGUGUAACGGUGGCCCUGGGGUGCAUGUUCACUCCAAAGAUGUACAUCAUUAUUGCUAAGCCUGAGAGGAAUGUCCGCAGUGCCUUCACCACCUCGGAUGUAGUCCGCAUGCACGUUGGCGAUGGCAAGCUGCCCUGCCGCUCCAACACUUUCCUCAACAUUUUCCGGAGAAAGAAGCCAGGGGCAGGGAAUGCCAAUUCUAAUGGCAAGUCUGUGUCAUGGUCUGAACCAGGUGGAAGACAGGUGCCCAAGGGACAGCACAUGUGGCACCGCCUCUCCGUGCACGUGAAGACCAACGAGACGGCCUGCAACCAAACGGCCGUCAUCAAGCCCCUCACUAAAAGUUACCAAGGCUCCGGUAAGAGCCUGACUUUUUCAGAUACCAGCACCAAGACCCUCUACAAUGUUUCGGAGGAAGAGGACGCCCAGCCAGUUCGCUUCAGUCCUCCCAGCAGCCCUUCCAUGGUGGUGCACCGACGCGUGCCUCCUGCCGCGACCACCGCACCUCUGCCGCCCCCCGUGACCACCGAUGAGACCCCUCUCUUCCUGGCGGACCCUGCCAUCCCCAAGGCCUUGGCCCCUCCACUCCAGCAGCCGGCACCACCACCGCAGCCACAGCAGCCGCUGUUGCAGCAGCAGAAGUCUCUGAUGGAUCAGCUGCAGGGAGUGAUCAACAACUUCAGUCCCGGGCUCCCGGAUUUCCACGCGGUGCUGCCUGGCCCCGGGGGCCAAGGCCCAGGGCUGCGGUCUCUGUACCCUCCCCCGCCGCCGCCGCAGCACCUGCAGAUGCUGCCGCUGCAGCUGAGCGCUUUCGAGGAGGAGCCCGUGUCCUCCCCAGCGGAGGAUGAGGAUGACAGCGAGAGGUUUAAGCUCCUCCAGGAGUAUGUGUACGAGAGGGAGGGGAACACUGAGGAGGACGAGCUGGAGGAGGAAGAUGAGGAACUGCCGGCGGCGGCGGCGGCGACAAGCAAGGUGACUCCGGAGGAUUCGCCAGCCCUGACGCCCCCGUCUCCUUUCCGAGACUCGGUGGCCUCCGGCAGCUCGGUGCCCAGCUCCCCCGUGUCGGAGUCGGUGCUGUGCACCCCGCCCAACGUGAGCUAUGCCUCUGUCAUCCUGAGGGACUACAAGCAAAGCUCUUCCACCCUGUAGGGAGAAGGUGUCCACGUGCAAAAGCCAAACAAGCCCGAGAGCGCCAACCCCUCCAGAGAUGCGCCAAGAGCUGGGAGAAGCUUGGGGGCAGGGGCUGAGUCGCAGCAAGGGAACAGAGUUCUGUUGCUGCUGCUGCUGCCUUAGGGAAGGAGAGAGGGAAAGACACCAAGCAAACAGUGAUCCAGGCCAGGAUUCUGAUUCUUGAAUUAUUCAAAAGCCUUCUCUGGAAAGAAAGGGAUUCUGACAAAGCACAAUUCCAUAUGGUAUGUAACUUUUCUUGCAAAAAUAAAUAAAUAAAUAAAUAAAAUAGAAAUAAAAUCAACAAAAAAUUUCCUCUUUAGCACAAGUGUGUGUAGAUACUUAGCCUACACAUACUUGGCCAAGCUUGUGAAGGAACAGCGCAUGUGGAAGUGCCAGUUCAAUCAUUAGCUUGUCUCGUGACAUUCGCAGUGAGCAUGGUGGAGCCAGACAGAGCAGGUGAAGAAAGGAGAGGAGGGCUCCCAUGAUGGGACCAGCCAGGGAUAAUGGGACAGCAGCUCCUGACUCAUAAGCCCAUCUCCUGCAGACUCCAAGUCUUCAGAGGACCCAAGUCUUCAGGCUCUCCUGGGAGCCUCUCUCCACCCUUGCUCCCUAGCCAGUGCCAGCCUUGCUAUGGCACUGAAGAAAGGUGCAUGGGCACUCUGCAGCUUGCAGUGUCCCUCUAUUUAGGAAAACAGGAAUAAGAGCUUAAUCAUCACCCAUAAGUGCUUCAUCGGGAUUCCUAUGGGAUAAAAGAAAGAAGCAAGACAAUACUAAGCAUGGGACUUUGAAUAAAAUCCAUACAACCAGCUUCCCAUAUUCCAUACUGGCUUCUUGGUGAUUUUGGGAAAAGGUCAGAAUAAGAGAUUGCUUUAAGAGUAGCAAAAGACUUUUGGUGGCUUAAUUUGCAUUUGUGCCAAGCAGGCUCUCCAUUACUAUUCAAUUAAACAGGACAAAUCAUGUGGCAAAAAUGUUACCUUCCAUUUACUGUAGCAAAUAAUACUUACCAGUUGAACUUCUAAGAUUCAGCAUAUGUACAAUGUGGUGCCAUUGUUUCUCCUAUGUACUACAGAAACAAAUCCAUCCUUGAGCCUAAUGGUCUACUCAUAACUAUUACUGGGUUAAAUGACAAAUAAUCCUUUCCUAUUGUCACUGAAGUCCAUAUACCUAGAGAGUGAAUGUGACCUUGUGUCCUUACUGUAUACAUGUGAUUAUAAAAUUUGUGCAAUGUAAUGUCAGCCUAGCUGCAGCUACAAUAUUGUCUUUUGGAUAUAGUAUAGAUAUUUUUUAUGUUCCAAUAAAGUUUUCUAUAUCAUUGUCACCAUUAUCUACAGAAACUCUUUGAAGGCUUGAGUAUUGCAGUCCAGUGCUUUUCAUAUGCAAUUCAGGUGGCAAUUUCUCUCCUGGGAGGGACCUUAUUUUUCUGCUAUUUUCUGAUGUGGAAAUAUAUUAUUAAUGAAGUGGUUUGAAAAUUUGUUAUAUUGAAAGUUCAUACAAUUGAGGGUGACAAUAAAAGGUACAUUUUAUAAACUUGCAGACAUAAUUAUUAAAGCAUAGGUUGAAAAGAUAGUAUUCAGAUUAUUCCAGGUUAUUUUAGUUUUUUUAAGGAUUUUGCACAGUUACUUGAGCUUUAUGUACUUGUAGUAAACAAAAACAUCUAAGUGUGGUCGUAAUUUCUCAAAUAUGUAUUUAUUGGUCACAUUUUUGUUCUUUAAUUUAUAUUUUCAUGUAGUUUUAUUCCUGCAUUUAUACUCUCAUAAAUUUUCUUCAUAUUUUGUUAUUUGCUAUUGCAUAAUAUUCAUGUUCUUGUAAUCCAAUAGUUCCACCUUUACCCCAAUAAAAAGAAAUUUAUUGCUGUUUUGAUUUCUAAUAUUAUUUGUGAAAUGAAUCUACCCCUUAAAUAUCUUUGUUUAUGCUUUAUGUUCCAUCUUAUUUUAAUAUGCAUCCUUUAUGUGGAAGCUGCUGAUUUCUCAGUGAAAAAUCAUCUUCGAAUCUUCAAAUAUCCACUCUUCCAUCAUUUGUUCAGAAUUUAACAUCAACUCCUCUGUUGGAGGCUUGUGUUUCUUAUGUGCUACCAUAUUCUACUGCCAAGUAUAGUCAGUUCCAUAUCGAGAUUAAAUGCCUUCCUUUAAAAAUUAUUUUUAAAACACCUUUAAUGAAAAACCUAUGACUGAAAUAUAGAUUUCAGUUCCAUGUUUUCAUUAUAAUGAAGCAGAAUAAGGAAAAUUGACAGUUCCAGUAUCUAAUAGAUGAAUUCUUACUAAUUGGAAAAUCAGCAAGGGAUAGCAUAUUGUCUAUUAUUAGUGAACCAUUUUUCAUCAUAAUGAAAUAACCACUAACAUAUAUCCUUAAUGUUGAAGGACUUGUGCAUUCAGAUUUUUUUUUUUAUGUUUUUUUUUUUUUUUUUUUGACAGGCAGAGUGGACAGUGAGAGAGAGAGACAGAGAGAGAAAGGUCUUCCUUUGCCGUUGGUUCACCCUCCAAUGGCCGCCGCUGCAGCCGGCGCACCGCGCUGAUCCUGGCAGGAGCCAGGAGCCAGGUGCUUUUCCUGGUCUCCCAUGGGGUGCAGGGCCCAAGCACCUGGGCCAUCCUCCACUGCACUCCCUGGCCAUAGCAGAGAGCUGGCCUGGAAGAGGGGCAACCGGGACAGAAUCCGGCGCCCCAACCGGGACUAGAACCCGGUGUGCCGGCGCCGCAAGGUGGAGGAUUAGCCUAUUGAGCCACGGCGCCGGCUUCAGAUUUU